Messenger RNA from Labrus mixtus (cuckoo wrasse), 4563 nucleotides. RefSeq names its product sodium/hydrogen exchanger 6-like. Gene Ontology annotation, cellular component: membrane; recycling endosome. Gene Ontology annotation, biological process: regulation of pH; proton transmembrane transport; sodium ion transport. The transcript has 16 exons. Bases 95 to 2224 code for a protein of 709 amino acids. NCBI's taxonomy places the organism in Eukaryota, Metazoa, Chordata, Actinopteri, Labriformes, Labridae. The record is from RefSeq and is a predicted model, not a curated record. Gene Ontology annotation, molecular function: sodium:proton antiporter activity.
CUGCGGAAGGAGCUGUCAUUGCUCUGGUCUCUUAGCUGAUCUGUCGUUUCACAUCAAAAACCCCAUCUAAGUUUAAGCGACAAAUGUAACCGCUAUGAAAGCCAUUAUGGGAUUCACACUAAGACGCUUUCUUGGUGUUAAACCGUCGAGAGCGCUGCCGUUGUUGCCUUUUUUGUUGACAUUGUUGUUCGUGAAGAGCCGAGGAGAGAGCAAUGCGAUGGACAACGUCGCAACUGAGAGGCUGGCUGAGGAGAGCCACCGACAGGACAGUGCCAAUCUGCUCAUAUUCAUAAUGCUCUUAACGCUCACUAUUUUGACUAUAUGGUUGUUCAAACACAGGCGGUUUCGGUUCCUCCACGAAACCGGACUCGCUAUGAUCUAUGGCCUAUUGGUGGGUGUGAUCCUGCGCUUUGGGGUCCAUGUGCCUCAGAGCACAAGUGACGUGGUCCUCAGUUGUGCCGUCAACGCCAGUCCCGCUACAUUGCUGGUCAAUGUCAGCGGGCGGUUCUACGAGUACACUCUGAAGGGGGAAGUCAGCCGGGGCAAAGGUCACCAAGUGCAGGACGAUGAGAUGCUGAGAAAGGUGACCUUUGACCCAGAAGUGUUUUUCAACAUUUUGCUUCCUCCUAUCAUCUUCCACGCCGGGUACAGUCUGAAAAGGAGACAUUUCUUCAGGAACAUCGGCUCCAUCCUGGCUUAUGCAUUUAUAGGAACAGUUAUAUCCUGCUUUGUUAUUGGGCUGAUCAUGUAUGGCUUUGUAUCCUUCAUGAAAGUUGUGGGCCAGCUUGGUGGAGAUUUCUUCUUCACCGACUGCCUCUUCUUUGGAGCCAUUGUAUCAGCAACAGACCCAGUGACAGUGCUGGCUAUCUUUAAUGAGCUAAAAGUAGACGUGGACCUGUAUGCUUUACUCUUUGGAGAAAGUGUCUUGAAUGAUGCUGUGGCCAUCGUCCUCUCGUCCUCCAUUGUGGCUUACCAGCCUACCGGAGACAACAGCCACAGCUUUGAGGCCAUGGCCUUGUUGAAAUCCUUCGGCAUCUUCCUGGGUGUCUUUAGUGGAUCCUUUGCUCUCGGCGUAGCCACUGGAUUCAUGACUGCUCUUGUGACCAAGUUCACAAAGCUGAGGGACUUCCCUUUGCUGGAGACGGCUCUCUUUUUCCUCAUGUCCUGGAGCACCUUUCUAUUGGCUGAGGCAUGCGGGUUCACAGGCGUGGUGGCUGUGUUGUUCUGUGGGAUCACUCAGGCUCACUACACAUUCAACAAUCUCUCUCCUGACUCUCAGGACAGGACCAAACAGUUGUUUGAGCUGCUGAACUUCCUGGCAGAGAACUUCAUCUUCUCCUACAUGGGUCUGACUCUUUUCUCCUUCCAGUCUCAUGUCUUUAACCCUUUGUUCAUCAUUGGAGCCUUUUUGGCCGUGUUUAUUGGCAGGGCGGCAAACAUCUACCCUUUGUCCUUCCUGCUCAACCUGGGUCGCAAGAACAAGAUCGGCUCAAAAUUUCAGCACGUCAUGAUGUUUGCAGGUCUGCGUGGGGCCAUGACCUUUGCUCUUUCUAUCCGAGACACAGCGACUUAUGCCCGCCAAAUGAUGUUUUCAACCACCCUGCUGAUUGUCUUCUUCACUGUCUGGAUUUGCGGAGGUGGCACCACGCCCAUGCUGUCCUUCAUGAGCAUACCGGUGGGCGUAGACUCUGAUCAAGACAACACAAGUUCCACUGUGUUGGACGGCUCACAGCGGAGGAACACCAAACAUGAGAGCGCUUGGCCGUUCAGGAUCUGGUAUAACUUUGACCACAACUACCUAAAGCCUCUCCUGACCCACAGCGGCCCCCCUCUCACUGCCACUAUGCCGGCCUGUUGUGGACCGCUGGCUCGAUGCCUCACCAGCCCUCAGGCUUAUGAGAACGAAGGUCAGCUUCACGACGACGACUCUGACUUCAUCUUGAACGACGCGAACGUGAGCUCCAUGUACGCCGACGUCACCGUCACCACGGACGCCUCAGGGUCGCGUACCACCAACCACAAGCACUCCUACACCACCAGCAGCGGGGGCAACCCGUUCGACGAGGGACUGGAUCAGGAGCUCUCUCUGGCCGAAAACGAAGUGGCGAUCAGAGGAACCCGUCUCGUCCUGCCUAUGGAUGACCCGGUGGAGCCCCCUACCACCGUCACCCUGCCGCCGCCUCCCUCCCCGCCACGCUCUGACCCUCGCAGGCACAGACUGUAAGAAGGCUUGCACUGUCAGGAAAAAAAGAAGCACCUGUCCCAGUACCUAAGCGCAUCCUUGUUGAUGGGACAACCUCAGAGCUUUUGAGGCGGUCUUGAUUUAACUCAUAAUUUUGUUGGUUAACUAUGUUGAAUGUGAAUGCACUUCAUGAACAGUAGGUACUUUCAAUUGAUCACACCAUUUUUUUUAAUGGUUUCGCAAACUCAGUAAUGUGGUUGUAGUAUUUGCUUACAACUUUGAAGUACUGUUGAAAUAUGCCAGUGCUGUUAUCUAUACUCUCUUUCAGUCCUUAAGUCUCUCUUUAGGGCUGUCGGGGUUGAUCCCUUAACUUCAUAUGCAGUUCUUCUGUCCGUAGUGAAGGAGCUCCUAACGUGAGCGCCGCUAUUCGUCUAGCUUCAAAUGGUCUUCAGAAAACUAACAUUCAAAGUUCACUUCGCUCGGGUACUAUUCUUAGAAUCACACAGUGUUGUUGAAGAGCGUUUUACAGUACAGGUACAUAACUAAUCUAACUCAGCCACACAUUUUCUGAGAGGGUUUUUGUUGUUGUGACUGACCAAGGUGAGAGCAUCCACACAUGAAUAUUGACAUUGUGAAGACAGCUGUGAAAGGAGUUUUUAAAAAAGGCAGAUACUUUAAGGUACACCAAAAAAAAAACAAAAGAGAAAAGAAAGCUUCCACAACAGAAUCCAGGAGCAUCUUCAUUUUGUUCAAACAUUGCCUCGUCUCUUCUUGAUCGGUCUUUUCACUGUAAAAUAUUUUUUUUUUAUUUGUGUUAUGGUUUAUUUUGUUUAUUUAUUAUUUAUUUAUUAUUUGUUGAAUGGCAUUAAUGGAAUCCUUGCCCUGUUAAAAAAAAAAUGUGGGACAGCUCUGUGGCUCAUGUUGCACUUUGUUUCCCCGCCUAACAAGGUACAGUGGGGCAGUCCGGGAGAGGUACAUGUAAUAGUCAAGGAGUUAGUCUUUUUUUAAAACAAAGGGCAUGUUUAAAUAUUCCCUUUCUGCGUUGUAGCAACCUCUCUUACUUUCUGUUUUCAAACCAGAGCUUCCCUCUGUGUAUUUUAAAAUGUGUGCAUGUGUCUGAUGUUGGAAUGCAACAUUGUUAUUAGGGCUAAGGUUUCAUUCUGGGUUUCUCAUCUGGUUUAAUCUUUCUUAUUAAAAAAAAAACCUGACUGCCGUGUAUUUGUGAUGUUGCAUCAUCAAAGAUGACCGAGGGCUGGCUGAACUGUUGGAAUUAAAGUGCCUAUUCUGAUGUUGAAUUACUAAGUGUAGAUUUGUACAUAUUUUGGUUUGCUAAUGUGCAGUAUGAUGAUCUCUUGAUUUUUAUACGACACUUAACUCUUUGACUGCUGUUAUAUACUGUACUUUAGUGUAAUUGGACAUUAAGGGGACUUUGCCUGAAGAGAAACUCUUUGUUUAUUUUAUUCAAAAUCCCCCAAAAAGUGCAAACUAAAACAUUGUACUUUCAUUUACAGAAAGUCAAAAGUACUGCUUCUAUAUGUCAGAUAUAAUCACUCUGUGAACAUUGUACUUGGAAAAUGUAUAUUUUAUCAAAAGUAUUUGUGGUAUUUUAAAAAGAAACAAUUCGGGGCUGAAUUUGGAUGCAACAACACGUGGUUACCGUUUUUAAGACUUUUAUUUGCUAGUGAGAACAAGGGAAAGAUACUGCAACAAGAGGACACAGUUUACUGAUGCAACAUUCAGUCUUACUUUCCUCCUUGUUCAUCAACCAAGCUCGACUCUGCUCCCAGCUCAGUGAGAUUGUUUUAUUUUAUUUAAACAGACUGAUUCUUUUCUUUGCCUUUUUUUCUUUAUUUUGCUGAGCAGAUCUGUUUUUUUUACAUGACUGAGGUAGAAAUGAAUUUAUUUUCAAUCACAUUUUAAACAGAAGCAUCUUUGUUUUAAUAAUGCAGAACAGCAUACGUUGUCUUUUUGAUUUGAUGUAAAGCAGUACUAUGUGAAGGAUGGACUUAAACAAACUUGCUUUCAUUUUUUUUCAUAAAGGUUCCCCUUUGAUUUUCUUUUGUUGUGUAAACGUACCUUAACAGUAAACAAAUGUUUAUAUUGGAAUCCUGAAGAAAGUACAAUAUCAACUCUGUGAUAAACUGGAUGAAGACAGAGCUGGACAUGUUUGUACAAGUUUGUUUCUACAAUUUGUAGAAGCUGUUUAUGGGUCUGUAUGUGACUGGUUUUUUUUUUUAAAUGUGAGAAUUAAAGGUGAGAAGGAAAGUAUCUCAGCUUCAAUAGAUUUUUCCCUGUAAAGUUCCAAUGUUAUUAAUGCUGUCUCCUCUGUCAAAGCUCUUGCAGUGUACUAGAAAAAAAUUAAAACAAUUCCUUAGCAAUCA